Molecule: messenger RNA, 3873 nt
Organism: Nasonia vitripennis (jewel wasp)
Lineage: Eukaryota; Metazoa; Arthropoda; Insecta; Hymenoptera; Pteromalidae
Exons: 4
Coding region: 383-3553 (1056 amino acids)
Biological process (GO): mitochondrial mRNA polyadenylation; mRNA 3'-end processing
Molecular function (GO): poly(A) RNA polymerase activity; nucleic acid binding; zinc ion binding
Source: RefSeq, a predicted model, not a curated record
UUGUUUUUCUGGAAAUUUUUUUUACUUUAACAUAUUAAUUAUUUACCAACGUCCAACACUGUAAAUUACGUUAUAGGUCGCAGCAUAUAGAUGGCGGAACUGUCUAUACAGCGUGGCUGACUCACAGUCACGACUGUCGUUGCAUUGUCGACUGUCGUGCAGUGUUUGGACUUUGGAGUUCAACAAUGGUCGAACGAAUAUUCUUUUAAACAUCCGCAUAAGAUGCCUUAGCUAUACCAAAUCUCAGAUUAUACUUGAGAAAUAAAAAUGUGAACAUUUUUCUGCCAUUCAAGUAUUGUUGCUUUUAUGUUUUGCGACGCCAAUUAAACUAAUUUCUCUCAAGAGCGUCCUGAUCUGCAAUCAAGACAAGACCAUUUCAAUCAUGUUUAAACUACUGAUGGAAAACUGCAUUGGAAGACACGGGCAAGAAUACAAGUGUUUUAUUUGUCAUUGCACACUUCCGUUUGAUAAUUUUCAAGUUAUUGAAGAGCAUAUACAAAAGGAACAUCAUAGGGCUGUUGCCGAUAUCCGCGCAUGGCAUAAGAUACCUCAGAGUAAGGAAGUGAAAAAACUUGGUUUACUCUCAGAAGAAGAAUACGAAGAGCUCGUUAAAAAUAAAAUAAUUUUUAAGAUUAAACACUAUUAUUGCUAUUACUGCAAAUGCUCGCUUUCUAGGCCAGAUGAGCAUAUAGGAGGUAAAGCUCACAGGAGGCGUUAUGAUUUUCAAAAUACGCAUAUUAAUGGUAGAUCACGGGAUAAAGCUCCAAAAGUGGAAAUCAAAAAAGUAUCAAAACCAAAAGGGAAGGAGAAUUUUUUCAGGGGAACUAUUUCUCUAAAGCAGCAUCAUAUAAAAUUAGUAGAAUCCACAAAUACUUUUGUUUGUGAAAUUUGUGAGUGUUCUCUUCCAGACCAGAGCAAUGUUUUCUGUCAUAUUGAAGAAAAUGUUCACGAAUAUAAGCUUGCACAGCAAGAAGUUAAUCCUGUUAUCCAGUUACAUAAAAUCAAUUGUGAUAUACAUUGUAAAAAAUGUAAUAUAUUGUUGAAUAACAAUGAAACCUUGUUGCAGUGUCACUGUUUAUUCCAUUUAUACAAAGAACAACCAAACAUCAAACUGGACAUAGUCAAGUUUCAAUUUGAUAAGAAUCACCAAGUAGAUAUCAGUUGUUUACUAUGCAAUGUCACAGCACAUAGUGAUAAAGAAAUGGCAGUACAUUUGGAUGAGAAAAGUCAUCUUGACAGUUUAAACCUUUGGAAUCGUUCCAUACGCAGAAAUUCUAGGAAAGUACUCCCCGAUGCAAGUGACAAGAUCGGAAUGAAUUCAAAAGAAUUGGAUAAUUAUAUUUUUGAUCCUGCUGAGGAUUUAGAAAUCUGCAUGAAAGAUAAAAACAAUGAAAACAUGAUAAAUUUAGAAGAAUAUGACAAAUUCUACAAGUGUUUUUUAUGUAGAAAAUCAUUUGACAGUAUAACCACAUUAUUCCAGCACUGCGGCAAAUCCUUUAUCCAUAAUCAUAAAUUGAAAAUUUUUUUUAUGAUUUAUAAUUCAUCGAAUGCAGUUGACAUACAAGAUCUAUUGGUAACAAAUAAUACAAGUAGAUCUUAUUCUUCACGUGCAACUAAACCCUUGAACAAUGCCAGCUCUAGAAAUUUAACAAAUACUGUUCAAGCCAAGCCUAGUUCAAAACAAGUUGAUAAAACUGUUGACAAAGUAGUGAAAAAAAAAGAGAAAAAAGAUAGAAAACCCAGAGAAAGAAAAAAUCCACUUGCAUACAAUCAGGAUAUAUUGGACAUUGGUGAUUCAUAUAUUUCAAUGUGCCUUGAAUCUGGAAGUGAAAAUAUUUAUAAUGUCGAUAAGGAUGCAAUUCACCAGAUGGAAUUUGGAACUUGCUUGACAGUAAGCAUGAAACCCUCUAUUGUCUGUGAGCCCUUUAAGCAUGAAAGAAUGUGUAUUCCUUGUGGAUAUAAAAUCUUGCCAAGUUUUUAUUAUUUGUGUGAACACUUGCAACACGAAAUCCACAUUCAGAAUCUGGAUGACAUGGUAGCAAGUAACAAAGAUUUUGACGGUUACAAAGAUCAAUUCAGUGAUCUUGAUCUUGCUAAGUCAUACAUGCUAGAAGAAUCAGAUGAAGAAGUAAAAUGUUUUGCGUGUGAAAAAUUGGUACCCAAUUCGGAUAAUGAAAUUAAAAAUCACAUCUGUUUGCCUGCUCACAUUCUCAAGAUGCAGCUUUGCAAGAAAGAUGCUGAUAUCAUUAAUGAAAACAUGUCGAUAUUUUUAAAAAACUUGUGGUACUAUAUAGACAGAUUCAGCUGCAAAUUAUGUAAUGUGCGGUUCGAUCGAGAAAUAAGAUUUGUAAAACAUUUACAAGAUAAACAGCAUUGUUCAAGUAUUUUAAAACUUAAUGAGAAAGAGAAUAAUAAAAUAAAUAUUUGCUUUGGUUGCUGUUCUUGCUGGUUUGGUGAAUCAAAUUACAUGCAACAUUAUACAGAACCUCUUCAUAUUCAAGCAUUUAAACGAUUUGAUGAACUAUUACCUCAAAUACCAAAAAAGGCAAUCACAUAUUUGAUGAAUUCUGAUCAAAUAGUACAAGACUUGAUAGACGAUUCAAAUGAAAUAGCAUAUAACCAACAAUACAAAGAACAAAAACUAUUAGAAUCUGCUGAAGAAACAGUAAGAUCUUUUUAUCCUAAUGUUAAAGCUUAUGCUUUUGGUUCAAGAACUUCGUAUUUAGGUCUUGCCACCAGUGAUGUGGAUGUCUUCAUAGACUGUGAAAAUAAAUAUUCCGAGAUAGGAUCGAAAGAAGUAAGUCAGGCCUACAUUCAAACUACUAAAAAUCAAUUUUGUAAAAAAUAUGCACAUAUUUGGAAGAAGGAGAAAAUUUUAUUAAAUCCAAGGGUACCCAUAAUGAAAAUGGAGCAUAAAACAACCAAGCUCAAGUGUGAUAUUUCUUUUCUAAGUGGUUUAGGAGUUGAAAAAUCUAAAUUGAUCAGAAACUAUGUGAUUGCAUACAAACAUUGUCGCAAGCUCAUAUUAUAUUUGAAACAAUGGUUUUCUAUGUGUGAUUUGUAUGGACCUCAAGCUGUUAAUGCUUAUGCUAUUUCUUGGUAUGCAAUAUUUUUUUUACAAAUCAAAGGAAUCCUUCCUAGCGUGAAAAAGCUGAUUGAAUGGAAAGAUCAAUCAAAAAUAGUUGAUGGGUGGCAAUGUGGUUUUCCAGACAAAUUGACUGUGUCUGAUACAAGUUAUUCUUUCCAAGAUAUCCUACAAGGUUUUUUUUCAUACUAUGCAGAAUUUGACUUUUGUACUAAUGUGGUUUGUCCACUUUUGGGACAAGUUUUGAAGAAACGUACCUUUGUUACUUUUGAUGACUUGCCAGAUGGAAUGGAAAUUUACAAAAAUCGUGUUCAAACAGAAGAAAUGGAGUUUUUCAGAUAUGAUUCUCCAAUGUGCAUCCAAGAUCCAGUUGACCUGACUCAAAAUAUAACUAAAGCUGUUUCCAAAUAUCAAUUGAGAUAUUUCAAGAGUUAUUGCGCCCAGAGUUUUAAGAUACUGUCUGAAUAGAAUAUUAUUUUUUUAUUUUAUAAACAUUUUUUUAAAUGGGUGUAACAAUAAUUCAAGUUCUUAUAUAUUUUUUUAAAUAUUUUUAUUUCGUUUCUUUACUACAUAGAUUUUACAAUGCUUUAUUUUAUUUGUUCAAGAAAUGAACAAAGUAGGAUUUUUAUUUUUUUUUUAUUUUAUAUCUGUGUAUGUACGUACAUUAUCAUACAUGUUGAUGAUGAUUAUACCUAACAAUCAUUAAUCAAAAAAUUGUAAUAACAGUUCAUAAAUGAUGGAAAACAUUUGUAAGAUACUUGUAAAUAAAUAUAAAUUUUACACAAUCA